Aspergillus aculeatinus CBS 121060 is the source of this 639-nucleotide messenger RNA. RefSeq lists its product as uncharacterized. Bases 220 to 552 code for a protein of 110 amino acids. The transcript has a single exon. The record is from RefSeq and is a predicted model, not a curated record. NCBI's taxonomy places the organism in Eukaryota, Fungi, Ascomycota, Eurotiomycetes, Eurotiales, Aspergillaceae.
CCUAGUGAUCCAAAAAAGCUAAUCACUGCAGGUAGCCAAUACCGUGCUAGUCCUCGAGGGAGCUCAAGAUAGCCCGCACUUGGCGAUCAGUGCCAUUUUCUUAGCUUGUAUAUUCAUAGAUGGGUUUUCAAGUCACGGAGCCAACUUCGGGCUCUACCUGUGGGGGAUCUUCCUAGACUCAGGCUGGGAUAGUCUAUUUAGAGUUUGACUCCUCAACUCAUGUCCCGAGAAUUGUGGCUGUAUAAAGGCACCGGGACCCUCCCUAGAUCUGCACGCCCAUUUGGACUGGAUUUAGCUUGCCAUGUGUGGUGGCGAGGGAGAGUCGUCUGCAUCUUACUAGGCUUGCUCCUAUACUGGACUGUAAGACGCAGUUAUCAGACUCAAAGGCCGCAAGAUCAAGUUCAUUUGACAGUGAAUCGAUCACCGACGAGCAGCAAGACUUUGGAUGUUGCUUGUGUGGUUACUUCCGUCUCCAUCCCCUGGAAGAACUCUUUUACGAUUCCAGCCUUCUUUCUGACCAGUGCAAUCCUCCCAUGUUGUAGAAGAUACUAGCAUAUUCAAUACAUCAAUACAGUGGCCUUGUCACUGUACUGGUAUGUUCUAUCUUGUCAGCUUGGGAAGACGUGCACGGAUUGUCCA